This is a messenger RNA of Metarhizium acridum CQMa 102, 471 nucleotides long. Lineage: Eukaryota; Fungi; Ascomycota; Sordariomycetes; Hypocreales; Clavicipitaceae. The record is from RefSeq and is a predicted model, not a curated record.
AUGUACGCCAGCCCGACAACAAGCGAAGGGUCAACGCCAGUCGGGAGAAUCAUAGUUGACAAACAAGUAGUUCCGAGGCGCGAAACAUCUUCCUCUCAAAUGGCUCAACAAUACGGCUCAUGGGAUAUAUCCAACCCUGGGCACUCCUACGAACACCACAACAUCGUCAAGGUCUUGAUUCCAAUAUCUGUGGUUGGAUGGAUGCUCUUCGGGGCGAUAUGCAUCUUGUGCAUCAAUGGCCGCGGGCGAGCCGGUCGAUGGAUUCCUGAGUGGUACCUUGAUUCUGAGGGAAAGCGCUGGGACAAGGCUGCUGUGGGAGCGUGGUGGCUCGCGGUCUUAUUUGGGUGGCCAUUGAUUCUACCUGGCGUGGUUGUAGGGUCCUUGUCGAGGAAGCUGAGGAUGUGGCGUGCCGAGAAGAGGCUGAAGACACAGAAAACGGGGAAGGAACUGGAUCCAGACGACAAGGUCUAG